Messenger RNA from Salvelinus fontinalis (brook trout), 2746 nucleotides. RefSeq names its product 1,25-dihydroxyvitamin D(3) 24-hydroxylase, mitochondrial-like. The transcript has 12 exons. Bases 213 to 1763 code for a protein of 516 amino acids. The record is from RefSeq and is a predicted model, not a curated record. Gene Ontology annotation, biological process: C21-steroid hormone biosynthetic process; cortisol metabolic process; glucocorticoid biosynthetic process. Gene Ontology annotation, cellular component: mitochondrial inner membrane. Lineage: Eukaryota; Metazoa; Chordata; Actinopteri; Salmoniformes; Salmonidae. Gene Ontology annotation, molecular function: monooxygenase activity; heme binding; oxidoreductase activity, acting on paired donors, with incorporation or reduction of molecular oxygen.
UUUGGAUUCAUAAAUGAAUGGUGUGGGUUCGCCGGCCACACCAUGCAAGCCCGAUCCCUGAUUGGUUGUGAAUAAACACUGUCAAGAGUAUAUAUAUUGUGGUAGGCGUCACAGUUCCAAGAAACGAGAACACUGAAACUUCCAAGUUUCCAACAAAGCAAAUAAAUUAAUUAGUGCCCCAGUAUUUUUUUUUUGCCUAUCACAGCACGAGAAUGAGAGCACAAAUCCAAAAGGUACCACAGAUAGUCGAAUUGUUAAAAAAGAAAACGGUUGGUUUGCAGCACUUCAAGCCAACAUCUUCAGUGUGCGUCCUGGACCCGAAGGAUGCUACAUUGGUUGCGCCUUGUCGACACAGUCUUCCCUCGCAGACUCAGAGCCUUGACUCGAUACCUGGACCCACCAACUGGCCCUUAUUUGGCAGUUUGAUAGAACUACUACGCAAAGGAGGGCUGCAAAGACAACACAAUGCAUUGAUUGAUUACCAUAAGAAAUUCGGAAAGAUUUUCCGGAUGAAACUCGGCUCCUUUGAAUCGGUCCAUAUUGGCGCACCUUGCUUAGUGGAGGCACUCUACAGAAAGGAGAGCGCUUAUCCACAGCGUCUGGAGAUCAAACCCUGGAAAGCAUACCGAGACUUAAGAGGCGAGGCAUAUGGACUUCUUAUUCUGGAAGGGGAAGACUGGCAGAGGGUGAGAAGCGCGUUUCAGCAGAAAUUGAUGAAACCCACAGAAGUCGCGAAACUUGAUGGAAAAAUAAACCAGGUGUUGGCCGAUUUCGUUAGUAGAAUUGGGCAAGUGACUGACAAUGGACAAUUUGAGGACUUGUACUUCGAAUUGAAUAAAUGGUCAAUGGAGACCAUUUGCUUAGUGCUCUACGACAAACGUUUCGGGCUUCUGGAUGACAAUGUCAACGAGGAGGCUAUGACCUUUAUCACAUCCAUAAAGACGAUGAUGAGCACAUUUGGCGCCAUGAUGGUCACGCCAGUGGAGCUCCACAAAAAACUGAACACCAAAACAUGGCAGGACCACACCACGGCUUGGGACCGUAUAUUCAGCACAGCCAAAGUCUACAUAGACAAGAAGAUAAAGCGCCAUGCAGGGGCAACAGGGCCCAGUGAUGACUUCCUGUGUGACAUCUACCGCCACAGUCAGCUGUCCAAGAAAGAGCUGUACGCCGCCAUCACAGAGCUCCAGAUCGGAGGAGUGGAGACGACUGCCAACAGCAUGCUGUGGGCUAUUUUCAACCUCUCCCGUAACCCCUGCGUUCAGAAGAAGCUGCUCCAAGAAAUCAGAGAGGUUCUGCCCGCUAGUCAGACUCCCAGUGCCAAGCACCUCCAGAGAAUGCCCUACAUCAAGGCCUGCCUCAAGGAAUCGAUGAGGUUAUCGCCGUCAGUUCCCUUCACGAGUCGGACCUUAGACAAAGACACUGUGUUGGGGGAUUACUCCAUUCCCAAGGGGACAGUGUUGAUGAUCAACAGCCAUGCUCAGGGUGCCAAUGAGGAAUACUUUGACGACAGCAGUCGGUUUAAGCCAGAGCGUUGGCUAAAAGAGAGCAGUACCAUUAACCCCUUUGCCCAUGUGCCUUUUGGUAUUGGGAAGAGGAUGUGCAUUGGGCGGCGUCUGGCAGAGCUACAGCUGCAGUUGGCACUCUGCUGGGUCGUCAGAGAUUAUGAAAUUGUGGCGACAGAUAGUGAACCAGUUGAAACUAUCCAUUCGGGGACGCUUGUUCCCAACCGUGAAUUACCUGUGGCUUUCAUUAGACGAUGAGGCUUCAAACACAGAUCAUUUGGACCUCACUACAGAAAGAUAAUAGUUCUGGACCUGAAUGUCCAGAGAGACUCCCUUUAUUGCUGCUCUGUAAAUAACAAAGAGAAAAUAUCAGAUCUAAAUAUAUUUGUAUGUAAUCCUGUCAUAUAUACCUCAAACGAAUAUAAAUGCAUUUAAACUAUUAACUAUGAGAGUUAGCCUACUUGUUGACCAAUAACUUUUAGCUUGUGUUGUAAGGCAACUGCACUUUACUGCCCACUAAUCUUAAACAACUGUUCUUAUGUCGAAAAUGUUAAAUCAAUUAUAACUUUUGUAUAUGUUGUCUUUGUAUGUUAAAGUGUAUACAGUACAUGUAUAAAAGCUACUUAUGUAUUUUUCUCCAUUGUGUGUGAAGUGAAAUAAUAGUGUCAACAUGAUGUACAUUUUAAACAUUGUAAUUCUUAGAGAGAAUAUAUUUCAUCCACUUUUUGUUUUUGUUGCAGUAUUUUCAAUGUUUGAAAUUGUAAUUACUUUGCGGAAUAUGGUUUAAGAUGAGUACAACUGUAUCAUAGCCACACACAAAAGCUAAGGACCUAAUGAUUUAUGGCUUUGGUAUAUCAUAGUAAUCAAGUGCUAUUUGCAUGUGAAAAUGUCAUGGAAUGGUAAUUUUACCGGCUCUUGAGCUCAGCUCAGGGCUCCUACUCAGUUAAACCUGCAUUAGCAAUAGCUACUUCAACUAUCCACACACCAUAGUACGUCUAGUCUUGCAACAAAAAAUAUUAUAGCGAUAAAAGGUAACGUACACUGCACCCCUCUGCCAUUCAGUGAUCUUCUGCAGUUAUCUUUAAUAUUACAAGUAGCUGUAAUGGUAAUAGACGGGUAUAAUAUGAACCUAUUAUAAUAGACUUCAUAUGUCCAUCGCACUGUAAAUGUUUACGAUUUUUUUACUAAUCUGGUUUCAAUCGUCUGAAAUACAUGAUCUCCUGAAAAGUGAUACAAUUCUU